This is a messenger RNA of Schistosoma spindalis, 1153 nucleotides long. The record is from the annotation of a GenBank genome assembly. NCBI's taxonomy places the organism in Eukaryota, Metazoa, Platyhelminthes, Trematoda, Strigeidida, Schistosomatidae.
AUGUCUGGUGGGCAGCAACGUCACGCAGUUAGUAUUCCUGUGAAUCGUGAGCAACGGUCAUUUGAGAGGCAGAGACGUGACCUGUUAACUGGCCUGGAACACGGUGGUGGUACUCAUCGUGGCAACCUAAUCGCACCGUACACGGAAGACUGGCCGAGUACUGUGGACAGCUGGAUCAACUCCUCGUGGAGGAGAUGGGAUGAAGACAUGCGACGUUUGAGACGUGGAAUGUUCGCACUAUUACCGGUGGACAAUUUCACCCACGGGAUUUUGGAAAAUCCAUUCGCUUUAAUGCACCAAAUGGAUCGUCAUAUCCAGGAUAUCCGAGAGAGAAUGGGUUCAAUGGAUGUGCCGUCGACCGGUUCAGUGAGUGACUUUUUAAAGGACGCCUACGAAAUAGGUGAGGAUGGCAAGGUACAUUUCAAGGUACGAUUCGAUGCACAAGGUUUCGCUCCCCAGGACAUCAAUGUGACGUCGAGUGAGAACCGUGUGACGGUACACGCGAAGAAGGAGACGACGACCGAUGGUGGGAAGUGUAGUCGGGAGUUCUGUCGUAUGGUGCAGCUGCCGAAGAGUAUUGAUGAUAGUCAACUGAAAUGUCGCAUGACCGAUGAUGGUGUUUUGAUGUUGGAGGCUCCAGUGAAGGUUGAUCAGAAUCAGUCGUUGACACUGAACGAGUCUGGUCAGGUUGGUGUUCGACCGAAAUCGGACAAUCAGAUUAAGGCAGUUCCUGCGUCGCAAGCACUUGUUGCGAAAGGUGUUCAUGGUCUGUCGUAUGUGGAUGAUGGUUCAGGUGGCAAGCGAUUGCAUGUUGAGGUUCCAGUGGACCCAGUGUACAAGCCUGAAGACUUGUGUGUGAAUGUUGAUUCGAAUCGUGUUGUGGUUAGUGGACGUCAUCAUAAGCAGAAGAGUGGUCAAUAUGGAAAGUCGAGUUCAUUUGCAGAGUUCAGUCAGUCGUAUGCGAUUCCAGAGACAGUUGAUCCGCUAUCUGUUUCUGCUCAGGUAGUUGGUAAUACAUUGGUAUUGGAGGCACCGUUGGAGAAGCAGCAUGCAAUUACUCACUAGAAGAGAAUAUGUUUUACUAAACUAUUCGUUGCUUAAUGUUAAAAUAUUGAUGUGAUUUUUCUGAAUAAAUAUUUCUAAAUUGCAUUCG